CACGCAUGUCAUCAGAGAGCGAGAUCUGUAUCUGGCGCCCUGUUUAGGUGUGCAUGUUUGUGCCAUGGUGCUGCCGGUCGUGGUCCAGGCGGCAGAACGGGAUGUAAUCUGCACGUAAUUCCUUCCGCCAGCCUCUUCGAUAUCUGCCAUCUACCACAGACCGCUUGACGACGUGUCCCGGACGCCCAACAUCGCCCUGCUCAACGCUGGGGACUGCAAUCUGCACCGCUGAGCUUGCUCACCGCUGAUCUCCUAGAACUGCAUUCGCCGGUAUCUGACUGCUAAAUGGCGACUUCUCCCCCGCCGCAGGCUCCGAAGCCGGGAUCCGGAGACGGAAAGGAUAAGGUUAGCGAGAGGCAGGAGAAUGGCCAGGGCAAGUCGUCGUCUCCAAUACCUUCACCCGACUCAUCCAGCGGUCGGCGUGGACGCUCGCGGACGCGCACAGUGCUGCGUACUCGGUCGAGUGACGCAUUGCGUCGACGAGGAUACCACACGCUCAUGUCCUCGUUUGGCAAAGCGUUCCAUGUCGAGAAACGAUGGAAGCUCAUUCGCGAGAUGGGAUCUGGAGCGUACGGCUAUGUCAUCUCGGCCGCGGACGAGAUUUCGGGAGAGCCGGUGGCGAUCAAGAUGGUCACUCGCGCGACCGAAAAGACCCAGCUCGCGAAAAGGGCAUUGCGCGAGAUCACGCUGUUGCGACACUUCAAUCAUGAAAACAUCACCGGUCUCAUAGAUGUGGACUGCACACCGGACCUGAGCGAAAUAUACAUCUUCAUGGAGCCGAUGGAAGCGGAUCUUCACCAGAUCAUCAAAUCCGGACAGUCUCUCAGCAACGAGCACGUCCAGUACUUCCUCUACCAGGUCCUCCGCGGGAUGAAGUACAUUCACUCUGCGUCGGUGGUACAUCGAGACCUCAAGCCGGGUAAUCUACUAGUGAAUGCAGAUUGUGAGCUGAAGAUCUGUGACUUCGGUCUGAGCAGAGGAUUCAACUCAAAACCGGAUGAGGAGCCGACCAACAUGACGGAGUACGUUGCGACGAGGUGGUAUCGCGCCCCUGAGAUCAUGCUUGCGUUCAAGGGAUACAAUACAGCGAUCGACGUCUGGUCGAUAGGUUGUAUAUUCGCAGAGCUCAUGCUCGGUAGACCACUUUUCAAGGGCAAGGACUAUGUCGACCAACUCAACAAAAUCCUUGAAAUCCUUGGUACACCCGAUAGUGAAGUCAUUGAUCGAAUAGCCAGUCCGAAGGCUCGAGCAUACAUACGAUCCCUCCCCUGGAAGAAAAAGGCACCCUUCUCAAAGAUCCUACCAGUCGCAGAUCCACAAGCUCUGGACCUUCUCGCUAAAAUGCUCACCUUCGAUCCCGCCGCACGGACCACGGUGCCCGAAGCACUUGAGCAUCCCUGGCUCGCAUCGUAUCACGACGUCGCGGACGAGCCCGACUGCCCUGAGCCAUUCGAACGAUGGCGAUCACUCGAAGCGCUGGAGACACUGGAGCAGUACAAGGAGUCGCUGUACAACGAGAUCCAAGACUAUCGUCGCGAAGUGCGCAGCGUCCCGGUCGAGGAGGAGGAGCCGGGACCAGAGCCAGAGCCAGAACCCGAGCCGCCUCGCCAGCCCAGCGCACGUCCGUCGCCUAUACAAGAGAUCCAGCGGAAACUAGAGGAGAUUCGCGAGAUAGCGGAGACCUUGCAACCGCCGGAAGUGGACGACGCUGUCUUCCUCGCCACGCCGGAGAUGGCGCACAGCCUCAUCGAGGGCUUGGAGCCUCCAGCGGAGGAGGAGGAGCGGUUGCUGGAGGACGAGACGCCUCCGACGACCAAGCCUAUCCCGAGGACAAAACAGCCUGUCGAUCCUAUGGUGGCUUACUCACGGCGCUCGAGUACCUUCGCUCCGUCAAGGACGAACUCGAUGUACGGCGGUUCCGCGGCGACGUCGUAUCGGCCGACCCCGUCGCGGAGGACGUCUGCCAGUGGGAGCGAGGCGAUCAGCGGCGCCAGCACGGUGGCGUUCCCGACGCAGAAAGAGGACUACGUUGUACCCGCGCGAUCGAGGACGGCGUCGACAUAUGGGUACGAUGGUGCGCGGAGGUUGCUCAGGACGCUCUCGACAGUGUCGAUCUACGAGAGUGGAGAGGGCUUCGCAGGUGGCCUGGCGGAUAUCGCACCCAUUGGAAAGUAUAUCGUGCAGGAGAGGGAUGAGGCGCUCCCGUCGGAGAUGCCGCGAGAGCUGGAGUCACCCCCAAAGCAGCAUGAGAACCAGUAGACCUGUCUGUCGGAGUGAUGUGUACUGAAUAUGGACCCAUCGCAGCUGCAUAGAUGUCCCACGAUCUAGAUGUAUUAUUAGUGUAGAUAGACACAUGAAUGCAUUCGUAUAGACUCCAACUUCGCAGUACAUACUUGACUCGCGACGCGCCUCCAUUGCCAGUAA
Messenger RNA from Rhodofomes roseus, 2424 nucleotides. Its product is annotated as kinase-like protein. The transcript is spliced from 13 exons. Gene Ontology annotation, cellular component: cytoplasm; nucleus. Lineage: Eukaryota; Fungi; Basidiomycota; Agaricomycetes; Polyporales; Fomitopsidaceae. The record is from RefSeq and is a predicted model, not a curated record. Gene Ontology annotation, molecular function: ATP binding; protein serine/threonine kinase activity. The coding region runs from base 286 to 2259 and encodes 657 amino acids. Gene Ontology annotation, biological process: intracellular signal transduction; protein phosphorylation.